Messenger RNA from Spirometra erinaceieuropaei, 7389 nucleotides. NCBI's taxonomy places the organism in Eukaryota, Metazoa, Platyhelminthes, Cestoda, Diphyllobothriidea, Diphyllobothriidae. The record is from the annotation of a GenBank genome assembly.
AUGUUCCACCGUACGCCUUCAGCCAGUAACGUUACCCAGGUGGAAAAGUUGGCCUACGAAAUACUGCGAAGUCGGCCGUUUUCUAUCACAGAUGAGGAAAUAACGAGCAAACUGACCUGGCCGCGUGAUGCUAAGGUGCAUUGGACGUUUUUCACACGGUGUUGUAGUUGGUGGACCAACUUACAUUCCACUUUUAAUUGUACCGGCUUGUCGGUCCAAAUCUCUCUUACCGCUGUGGCCUACCUCAGCAUACCGCUUGGUUAAAAGGGGAAACAGGGUAGGCAGCCGUUCCAUAAAGUUAGCGAACAACCAUGAGCGGGAUGAAGCACCCCCACAACUGCCUGGAGAAGUAAUACUUUACUACUUACAUGUACUCCGUGUGGCUGUUGUCAGUUCUGAUCUGACCAUCCUCAACGGUGCCGCCAUUUGCACCUUUUCAUGAAGAACAAAAGACUCAGAGAGCUUGGCCAACUCUCAUCUUCAUCGACAAAACCAGAUAUCGCAGGCCCGAGAAUCACCUUAAUGCCACGUCGAGCUAUGUCGAGUCAGGUUUCGAACUGGCCUCUUCGCCGCGAUUACCUUUUGAAUUCCUUCCAAAUGACACUAAUCAGUGUCAUUGUACCACUCAUGUUGGUGAUCCUCUUCGUUGAUCAGUUGAAGUUUCCAUCUUCCCGAUUUAUGAUUGCAAUCCCCCACUUAUUGUGCCACUAAUAGGGAGACAGUUGAGUCCUAAGGCCUAGAGGCCAGACUUUCAUCUGGAGUUUGCUCAAAACGUCAUAAAACUGGUUGAAUUUUGUGCCUACCUGCAGCUCUCUUAGGAACUACAAUUGGCAUUGAACCGUGACCUUUAAGUACGACUUAGUCGUCCUGGAAUAAUUCUUCCUCGGAGUAGCAUUUGCCGCAGGGCAGCUUUCGGGGCUUAGAGUAAAAUGAGCACUAUGCCAGGGAAGCCCACCAUAACUGGUUGUUAGCUACAGUAUUUGUAAUAAAAUUGGUGAUUUUGCGAGUGCCAAUCAGACUUUUCCAUUACCGCCUCAAACACCCGUUUAAAUUGCUGACAGGCUCUGACUUCAUCACUAGGACAACAACAAAGAUCUCGAAAAUGACCUAACUAGUCUGAUAAUUCUAUAAAAGCUUCCCUGGCCUUGGUGGCAAAUGUUAUGUAAUAGGCGGAAUCUGCCCUUCUGGGUCUGAUUGUUAAAUCUGUGCGGUCAUAAAAAGGCGGACAGCUUGUAGACAUCAGUCAGAACUCACCAACCAAAUGCUCAGUGCUGAUCUUCCUUACCGCCGGGAACUCCCUAUAAAUAUCGGGGAAUUAGAGGGUUGUACUAUCAAAAGUAGCAGUUCAUCAGAUAUUCUCGUGGUUUAUUGCUCCGGAGUAGGAUGACGGACAGUGCAUUUUUUCAGUCACCCCAAUUGCCUAGGCGUCUGAUGUAUUCGUUGAGGCCACAUUAUCUCCACCGCCGCCGCAUGCUCAUGUAAGUAUUGAUCUCCCGCCACUUCAGAAGACGACCCACCAACUCCGUAACGCAAGGACUUUUGACGAGACCCGAACCUCCUUCCACACUGGAUUUGGCCGGUCACUAGAGAGUUGAUCUUGGUUUCAACAGGAAAGACGAUUGCGACUGCUGGCAUCAGAUAGCUUUCUUCCAGAUUUUGUGUGGAGAGUUAAUCGACGUUAUCUCUGAAUACGCCUCCGGUAUUCUGGCUUCCGAGGUCGCCCUUCCGUCUCGUUCUUUCUUUCUCCCCCCCCACUCCCCCCUCACUAAAUCUCUCUCAAUCUGUCCAUUUCCGAGAGUUUUCAACCUUUGCGAUCCUUGCGGAGCUGCGAGGACUUCCUUAUUUCCUCCAUUGCCCUUUAGGCCAGCCCAUCGCUAAAGUCGGUUGUUGCGGUCGAGUCCACUCAGUGGAACCCGACCAACACUGAGCGCAGACUUGCCUCACCGCAUAGACACGGGCGCAGUCGUCAUCAUCGCAGCCCAUCCCCGCUCUCCGCUUUGCUGCCAGGGGGGUCAAAUCCGCCAGCACCUGUCCCCGGCCUGGAGAACGCUGCAGUCCAGCCGCCCAAUGAGACGCGUCGUGUCCUUCUGAAACGUCGGGCGGACGACGCUGUCGGAGGCGGUGGCGGUGAUGCCAAACGCAUCCACGGUCCUCACGAUGACAGCCUCAACGGCAGCGGGUACGCGGUGCGCAGUAUGCAAGAGUUUCUGCACCAGAGUGGUGGUGGCCCCGCCUCAAGGCCGAGGCUCGAAUCAACCAUCCUACCGAAACUGCCACCGGAAUCGACGCUGAAUCGUCGAGAAACUUGUCCGAUCCUUAUUCGCAUCUUCUACUCUACCAACGGCCAGCAUACACCGCUCUCGCUCUUCUCAAAUGGGAAACUCCCACAUCCCGAGAUCCAAGUGAACACCUGGUAGGUCGCUAAACUUUUUCUAUUGCCCGUCUGUGCUAUCAGUAUUUUUAUUAGUUGUCGGUGAUCACGCCUAAUAUAGCCUGUCUCAACUGCUCAACCGAUUGCACUUCUGCAUGAAAACCCAAAGGGCUAGGGAGUCUGAUCAACUCCCUUCUUCAUCGACAAGCUAAAGUACCCCAGGAACAAAAAUCACCACAGUGUCUCGACAAGCUAUGUCGAGUCUGGUUCCGAGCUGUCCCCCUAUUUUCCGCGUUGAACUAGGUUGCGACGUCGACUGAAGGACAAAAGCUACACACACGGCACGGACAAUGAAACAUAUGCACGAACCGCCUGAAGCGUCUGUUUGAAUGACCUGAGAUAUUCGUGGGAUGUUGUCGCAGUGAAUACGAGCUGUUUCGCUCGAGAUUAAGUUGCUAUACUUCACUCGAAGGAAUGUGUUCAGGCAGUGGUGCUCAGUCAUCCCCCGUUUUAAUUCCUCUUUCACGUUUAGGGCUUAGCAUUCACAACUGUUGAGGAAGACUGAAUGAACAGAUGUUCCGUACACGUGGAUCUUUGUGGUGAUGGAGGUGUCGGGAGGGGUCUGAAGCCAGCUAAAACGUACGAGCGAGAAUAUCCGAGACAGUCAUGUCAUGGUUCGUGGUCAGUCCCGCCCCUCUGCUGCCAGAUACAGCGACUCCGACAUUUUUGGUUACACUAGAUGUUUCCAUCUACACGUCCUAAGAUUUGAUUUAUUUUCCUUUUUUUCGACAUUCACACGAGACCUGUCAGGAGCAUUCGGGUCAACAUUGAAUCGUUCUGGCCUAAGAAAUCGAUCCACUCUGGGGUUGUAAGAUGAAUGAGUUGUUGUAGUUUGGAUCGUAGGAAGAACGCGAGAGAAAGAGCACCAACACCAUGGGAUCCAGGAAUCGGAACGAAGAAUACCCUAUAAUAGGGCUUUAUUCAUCUUGCGAUUGACGCAGUGGGACUAAAACAAGAAAUAUAACAGCAGUAGAUACGGUAGAAUUCCGCUAGGGCAUAAGAUCGCAUGACUAUAGAAAACACGCACAAAAGUAUUCUUUUACUCGUUCGGGAGCAGAUUACGUCUCCUCUAAAUUUUAUGCCUGAAGAAAGAGUACUUUUCAGUUUUGACAAAGUUUCUAAUUAGGAGUUUCUCAAAGACCAUGAAAUGUCUGAUCGUACAGCGUCGCAUCCACGUUCAUCACUGGUGCUUAUAAAGUGGACAACAUGGUCCACAUCAACAAAAAAUUUUAUGAGCCCCACAUGACGUCUUCUUACCGGUGUAUUAAAAAGUACGAUUUUCAUUACAUUGAAAGUAUGUAGCUUGUAGUUUGGAAACUCUGAAUGCAAGUGUAACGGCAGGUUAGAUUCAAAAUUAUUGGGGAAUUGAAAAGGUUUCUUAAGUAUAAAAUUUUAUGGUUACGCAAUUUGCUGCCAACUGAAUAAGAGGUGGAAUACCCUUAUUCAUGUUUUUUCUCUUAUGAAAUAUGCUUGAAUGUAUAAGGGCAUUGCCAAUCAAUGGGAAAAUCCAUGCUACAUUUUCCACAAAAUGUAGUUUUUUCAGACGGCUGAAAAGAAGUGCAUUUUAAAAGUCGACAUCCCAGCCUGACUGAAACAUCUUGGGACUAUGCUGCACGAUAAUUAGUACUGCAGCCCUACCUGAGUACUUUUGGUUGAUUGUUUAAUUUACUCAGAAAUCAACUGCGAACUUGGAGUAGGCCAGUAAAUACUAAGGUCUGUGGGUACAGACCGAAAUUGGACGUAUAAAUAUUUGGACUGAAGUUCAUCAGUCACAGCGGGAUAACCGCGUAAUAUUCAUUAACUGCCGACAGGCAUCUAGUAGCAUAUUUUGGGGGUUACAUGAUACCAUACUAGCAGCACAGGCGCUCGAUAAAAGCCCACACAGACGUGUUUUGCCGAUAUUCUGCCUCUGCGUGACACAGCUGCGAGGGGUUCGGCGCUUCAUUGGAUCGGCAGCUAAUGAAUAUUGCGCGAUCAGCCCGCUGUGGCUGAUGGACUUCGUUCGUUUGAACUUAUAAACCUUAAGCAUACUGAUCUACUCAAAGUUCGCCGUUAAUUUCUGUGGCAAUUAAAAAAGAGACGAUUUGUAAAUUGGAGUAUCGACCAGAAAGUAGACGGGGGAUGCUGGGGUACCCACUGAAGAGCCGGACCCCUCACAGCUGUGCCUUGCAGCGACAGAAUAUCGACGAAUCACGUAUGUCUGGGCUUUUAACGAUUACCUUUUCUGCUAGUAUGGUAUCUUAUAACCCUAACAUAAGUAAUCUUUUCAAAUUGAAAAAAAACAUUUCAGGUUUUCAGCCAACAUUUCAUGAGAUUCAUAUUGACCCAAUUGUGAAAAACUUGGCGCCUCGGUGAGAUUCGUACCCACGCAGUAAGGGGAAGGCUUUAGUACAACCAACGCUCUAACCACUGGAGCUACGGGGCCCCGCCGGACGACGCGAGUUUAAUCACAUUUGGGUCAAGUUACCCGCCCAACCUACUGCAACGCCUGGAAUCCACCAAAUCUGAUACAGUUAGUUGACCGCCCUAUCAGGAUUUCCUAAGUAAUUCACCAAGCAUCCACCAGAUGACUGCCGGGCUCACGCAAUUCAUAGAAUUAUUAAAAAUCUGCCAAAACAUCUAUGAGUUUCAUGAGAUAGCACCUCUACUGUAGGUUUCAGACUAUAAGGUGCGCCCUGCAUUACACCGCAGCAUCUCCUUGCAUUUAUUUUCUCAUGUGCCGUGACAAUUUGGGCAGCCAAGAGAUUAGUGGGUCGACGCCCACAGACCACUUCUCCGACUUCUGCUGCUCCGGCUGAUAGGCGGAUUGCAUUUUAGGCUCGACGCCAGUCUGCGUGAACUGGCACGUGAAUUACGCGACGUCUGCCCACUGGCUCGGCGUAAGGGCUCCCGCCUCCAGUUUGCCACGGUCUUCCCUGAUUCCCAGCGAGGAGGCGCCUAUCGUCGGCGGGUGUUAGGCACGCUGAUCACCGGCCAGGCUCUCUACAAUGGUGCUCCAGGCCGUGUUGGAGACAGCCUAGGCCCACCUGUCUCGGGAGAUGCCUUUGUCACUCUGGAGUCCAAACAGUUUCAGGUGAGUGUCCCCUGCACCUUCCCAUUCCCACCGUCGACUUUAACCGCCGUAAGAAAGGCAACCAAAUCGUCACACGGCAAAGAACGAUGAGAACAUUUGAGAUUCGUAGUUGGUGUGAUACCACUCAAAUGUACAGUUGGUGACCUAACCUCAUGAAGGGUGUCGACAUUUGCCACUGAUUGUUAAUCACUCGCAACCGACACCAGUGCCUGGACCCAAUAUUUAUGUUAAUAAGUGACAACUUUAGGGGGAUUAAAAACAUAAAAGAAGUAUUAAACGUGAUGUUACGUUGUUUACAAAUGCCAACUUUUUUUUUAGAAAAGUGGAAAAUCCCGAAAAAGUCGAAAAUGGUCGUGAUUUAGUAAACUUAAAGUUUAUGUUUACAUAAAGCCUGUCAUGCAAAACACCAAGUAAAUAUGAAAGCACAAAUAGAAUAACCUCUGAAAAUAAUCUUUUAGUGAAAUUUACAUUUAAAUAUCCUUUAGGAAUUAGUGUAAUUUCAGGUAUGGUGGUUUGCUAACAGCUUACCUUGUGACUAUAGACUGGGAACUGAUUGGUAUAAUUGCAAAGGCAAAUGAGCUCACUUCCCUCAAUACCACAACGGAACCAGACUUGGGGUGGAGUCUGAGCAUCCUAGCCAGCAUUGUCUGUGUAAUACACUGAACUCACGUCAGUGCCAAUCGCCCUGGAGAUGCAACUCCCUGAGGAUCUCCACUUCCCUCCUACACAUCCGGUGGAGAACGUCGACACAUACGCUUCAAGGAUGCGGAAAACCCUGCGCAUAGCAUCGGAGGAAGCUCGAUUGCAUCUUCAGGAAGGUCAGCGAAAUUUCGCAUUCGCACGAUGUCUCCCUCUUGGUAUGGGGUCCCAUAUGCUAGGCGAUCAUAGAAUGCUUUUUGACGGAGCUGACUUUCCUGAAGAUGCAAUCGCGCUUCCUCCGAUGUUAUGCGCAGGGUUUCCCGCAUCCCGAGGUGUAUGUGUCGACUUUCUCCACCGGAUGUGUAGGAGGGAGGUGCAGAUCCUCAGGGAGUUGCAUCUUCUUCUAUGUGGGCAUGUUCUUCUACUCGGGAAGCGCCGUGCAUCUGAGCACGAAACAUGACGUUAAAAUUGCAAUCUAUAUAUUCGAAUCCAGCCGCACCUCCAAUAGGUUUCAGUCUGUUCAGUCGGAAAUUGAUGCGGCAUCUUUAUCCCUAAGUCUUAGAUGUAGGGGACCGUUUUUCUGAGUUCUAGCACCUGUGCUGUCAGGAAUAGUAUAUCAUGCAACCUAUGUAUAUACUACUGGUUGCCUGCUGGCAGUUUAUGAAUAUUACACGACUAUUCCGCUGUGCCAGAUGGACUUCGGCCCAAAUGUUCAUAUAAUUCUGGGUCUAUAAACCUCAAACAGGCCGAUUCACUCCAAGUUAGAGGUUAAUUUCCGAGGAAAUCGAAAAGCUGCUAUGGCUAUGACUCUGUAUGAUGUGGACACCCGGAUAGUCUGGAGGACUAAGCGAAUAAAGCAGACCACUUUAACCUAAGUUGUCUUUGGGGGUUACUCAAAGCGACCUGGCGGAAAUUGAUUCAUUGAACCGGAAUCCUGAAAUCAAUUCCUACUUCCAGCAUGCUUGUGCUGAUGGGUCAGAUCCUAUUUCGACGAACUACCGGUAGAAAAUUGUGAGCCACUUUAUUAGUUCAUUUAUUGGCUACUGACAUAUUUACUAGUAGGCAUUUUAGUGAUGUAAGUUUGACUUCGUUAGGCACGUUUUGCCGCUUAUCUUCUUCACAGAUUGGUGACUACUUGGACGUGGCAAUAUCUGAGCCGCCCAGGGAACCUCGGGGUUUCAUUCCGGAUGGCCGCCGAAUUUCAAAGAACAGUCUACAAAUCAACGGACGGUUUCACGUUAACUAA